Messenger RNA from Drosophila innubila, 990 nucleotides. It is a transcript of the gene BomT3, whose product is annotated as glycine-rich protein DC9.1. Bases 80 to 442 code for a protein of 120 amino acids. The record is from RefSeq and is a predicted model, not a curated record. The transcript is spliced from 2 exons. NCBI's taxonomy places the organism in Eukaryota, Metazoa, Arthropoda, Insecta, Diptera, Drosophilidae.
CAGCCAGACUCGUUUGGCAUCUCAACUCAAUCACAACAGCAACAACAAUAACAACAACACUAACACACUCGGCAACAAAAUGGGAAAAUUUUCUGUGGCUUUUGCGGUUUUCGCUCUGUGCACAUUGGCAAUCUCAGAGGCGGCUGUUUACAUUGGCGGCGGAUGUUAUGACUGUAAUCCACCCAAUGGUCAAGGGCCUGGCAUCUACUCCAACGGCGGUGGCGGUGCUCCCGGUGGUGGCAGAGGAAACGCUGGUGGCGGCUAUUACAACUCUGGCGGUGGCGGUGGCGGUGGCGGCGGCGGACGUCCGGUUUACUCGGGAAAUUUUGGACCAAAUGGUUAUAGCGGAGGUGGCGGACGCGGCGGCGGUGGCUACAGUAACGGCGGUGGCGGUGGUGGCGGCGGCUACGAUGAUGGUCUAACGCAAAUCAUUAGCGGUUAAAAGCAGUUAAGUAAUCAUAAUGCAAAUGGCAUGCUUUUAGUUAGUUGUUCAGCUGCACUGUAAUAACAUUAAGCAUACGCAGUGUGAUCACAUCCAGCAUUUCAAACUUUUUCAAUUAAUAACAUACAAAAAUGCUUCAUGGCGUUCAUCAUGCGCAAAAUGAAAACAAAGUUUGUUUAAUAAAUUACAAUGACUGCAACGUAAAACAUAAAUGCAUAUAUAAUAAUGGUUUCCAUAGUUAUCGGUCAGAGUGAAGCUCAUUAACCCGUUUCGUAUUCGUAUUUAAAGACGCUUGUUACAUAAAGCCAGCUUAGAAUUUCCACACAUUGUUUGUUUACCGCCUUUCUGAAAAGGCAACCUUUCAAUUGCGCAGUGCAAAUUAAGUGAAUUAUUUGUUAAAUUCAAAUCGCAGUAAUAUAUUACCCAAGGCCAAGUAUUUUUUGUAUUAUUUUUAUAUUAUAUACCCUAAGUUGGCUUAGACAGAACAAAUGAUUUUAAGACGUGUGUAAAAGGCAAAUAAAGGCGUGGCAGAUCCCAUAAAAUAUAUA